UCCUCUGAACUGAUCUGAAAACAGACCAGGAGGAGAGAAGAGUCCUGAUACAGCCUGGUCGCUUCUGCUUCUACUCAGACAUCUUUCUGAUCAUCACGCCUGCACACACACUCGUGUGCACUUUUUCUGUGACUGCCACCAUCACAGAAAACGUCACGACUCAUCGAUCCACCUGGAAGACGAGGGAAGCCCUACCAGAAGAACAACAACAAUCACCCUGCCUCCUCAGACAAGCCUCAGACGUCAGACCGUCCAUCAGCGCAGCCUAGGCCGACACCGCGGCGUCCCACAGAUUAAAAUGAAGAAGGUGCUCCAAAGCAGUGAGGCUCACACAGAGCAACAGCACGGCAGCGAGGAGAUAGAGAGGGAGAAGGAGUGGCAGCACAGUAGGGCUGAGAAGAAGCUGCUGGCCUUCUGGAUGUCCUUGUCUCACAGGACCUGGACCUUCUUCAGGCCCCGUGAGAGGCCGGGAUUCCAGCGCUCCGCCUCAGCCGCCCGGCUGCUGAAGAGUGAGGCGUGAGGAGAGAAAGACAGGGGGCAUGUGUGUGUCUGGAGAGUGUGUGUGUGUCUGUGUGUGCGUGUGUGUGAUGGUCUGUCAGUAGCACAGUGUCAGAAGAGGCCUGGCAGACCUGCUGUCAAGUGGUCCUGUGUGUGUGUGUCUGUGUGUGUGAUUGUGUGAGUGGUCUAUUCAAGUAGAUGAAAGUUUCCAUUCCUCUGGCUAGUCCACCAUUUGCAAAAGCACUUUGUGUUGCUGCCCUGCCAGUCCUGGAGUGACAGGUGAAGGGCAAAGCACUGUUUACUUCUUCUUUAAGCAUUGUUUUUCAUCACCUGUGACUUAACGGCAAGUCUGGAUUUUUGUCACAAGAACUUAACAGUCUGGAAAAAGGAAAUCUUCUCUGUCCUGGUUGCAACUUCUUACUCUAAGUGGAUCGUUACAUUCUUUUCAAACUAGCCUUCACGGAUUCAGCUCGAAAGCUGAGUUUGUGGACACUCCUCGCUAGAAACACUUCAGCUCGAGGCAGGGAUGGGUUAACAGGGAUCAGCCAUGGUGGUGACCCAUCUGGCUCUGGAGUUUCGUUUCCAGGGGAAGAAGCUGAGGGGCUUCAAGUGCAAACUAACCCGCUCAGCCCGCAGCUUCCUGCCAGAGAACUCAUGGAUCAUUGCAGCCCAAAUCCUGCUGCCUUACCUGGUGUCUGGUCUGGGAAUGGUGGCAGCAGGAAUAGUCAUGGAUGUUGUGCAACACUGGGAGGUGUUCAAGGAGAUCUCCGAGGUGUUUAUCUUGGUGCCAGCCCUCGUGGGUCUGAAGGGGAAUCUGGAAAUGACACUGGCAUCCAGACUGUCAACAGCAGCCAACACAGGGCAGAUGGAUGAGGCCCAGCAGCAGUGGAGGAUGGUGUUCUGUAAUCUGGCUCUCAUUCAGGCUCAGGCCACAGUGGUUGGUUUCCUGGCAGCAGUUGCAGCAGUAGGUCUUGGAGGUCUGACCAAAGGGAGAGUGGAUGUUACCCAGGCUGCUGUCCUGUGUGCCAGCAGUGUCACCACUGCUUUCAUUGCCGCACUGUCUCUAGGGUUAGUGAUGGUGGCAGUGAUCAUCGGCUCCAGGAAGGUGGGCAUCAACCCAGAUAACGUGGCCACGCCCAUCGCUGCCAGCCUGGGAGACCUCAUCACUCUGUCUUUGCUCGCUGGGGUCAGCAGUCUCUUCUUCCUUUACAGAGACAUAUGGUACCUGCCCUCUGUGGUGUGUGGUUUCUUCCUGUUCCUCGUCCCUGUGUGGGUCAUUAUUGCUAGUCGCUCUCCUCAAAUCAGAGAGGUCCUAAAGUCAGGCUGGCAACCAGUCAUUUUGGCCAUGUCCAUCAGCAGUAUUGGUGGUUUGAUUCUGGAUAAAACUGUGAGCAAUCCAAACUUUGAGGGUAUGGCAGUGUUUACUCCAGUCAUCAAUGGUGUAGGGGGAAAUCUGGUGGCCAUCCAGGCCAGCAGGAUGUCUACUUACCUCCACUACUGGAGUGUUCCUGGAGCUCUUCCGCUCAACAUGAGUGAGAAGUGUCCUGGACCCUGUGCUACCUUCUUCUCUUCAGAUGUGAACUCCAAAUCAGCCAGAGUCCUGGUCAGCCUUGUGGUCCCAGGUCACCUCCUCUUCCUGUACACCAUCCACCUCCUGCAGGGAGGUCACACUGCCAUGACCCUAAUGUUCAUCAUGUGCUUCCUGCUUGCAGCUCUGCUUCAGGUGGGGAUUUUGCUCUAUGUGGCCAGCCUGAUGGUGCGCUGGCUGUGGAGCAGGGGCCUGGAUCCAGACAACUUCUCCAUCCCCUACCUGACAGCUCUCGGUGACCUGCUGGGUACUGGCUUCUUGGCUCUGAGCUUUAGGCUGAUUGUGAUGAUCAGCUCUACUCAAACUGGACUUUGAUACAGAAACAUAGUCCUGCACAUCCUGAAUGCACUGUUCCCUGUGUGCAAGACGCCAAAACGAACUGAAAAGAAGGAACAAGAGGACAGAUGGUGUUAUUUCUACGCUCAUUAUCAUGAAAAGAAGAAUGGAAUUUUAGCUAAGGAAACAUAUUUAGUACGAGGGCACAGUUUCACUCAUUAGAUUUCUAAUUCUCUCCUCAUAAUUCGUUAAACUUUAAGAUCUGCUCUACAUUUCUGUUGACCAUGAAACAGCACAGCUGUUACCUCUUUUCCACGAACACAGUCUUUAGGCUGCAUCUACCAAUCAGUGGUGAAUUUCAUGUUGUAGUCUAGCCUGUAACCACCAAUUCAGUGGUUUCAUCUUUGGGCCCAGCAAUUUGGUAGUACCAGCCUUCUGGCACCAAUCAAAGUCUGUUUUAGCUCUAGAUUGGAGACUUGCAUUGGGACCACACUGGUACAAAAGGGAUAUUUGUGUUCAGACAGACUGUCAAGCCUUACAGUUACAUACAAAGCAAUCUGUAGGCGGUAUUUGUCCAGCUGCCAUUGAAUUGUCUUUGUGAAGUUUCUGAUGAGGUCAGACGGAGCCUGAGUGGUCUGUAACAGACAGCUGGUACAUUAGCAUGUAGGGGAGAAUAAACACACCAGCCACACUGUCAGAUCUGUGUAAAUUACAGCCGGCCCAAAGCUGGAGCAGGUAAUGUCUGGUGUACUGUUUUGGUCUCUAGUCCACCUGUUAGUAGGAUUAUUGGUUACUAGUUUAACUCUAAUGGUGUAUUCCAAUCUAUCUCAUAAAUAAUUCACCAGAAACUCAAAGCUGAAGUAUAUUAGUGCUUAAACGUAGUCACCAGUUUGUUGCACUGUGAUAAAGACAGCUUGGAGGACUUUGUUUGUUAGAUAGUAUUUUGCAAGAAAGAAUACAAUGCUAGCUUAUUAAAAUAUAACUGUUUAAUACGUUCAAGAAACAGCAGAGUGAGGAGACAUCCAAGGGACUGAAAUAUUUGCUAAAGAACAACUGAGGAAUGAAUAAGGAAGAAGCUGAGCACUAAUGAGCUGAGCACUUCCCUAAUACCUCCUGAUGAUUAUUUACCAAAGUAAUCAGCUGGGAGAUGUUACAUUAGUGAAACAAUAGCUAGUAAAUAGCCUGUAAAUGAAACUAAUUCCCUGCUUUGCUGCCAUUGUUUCCUACUGUGAUCUUACAUGUUUUUGUAUUCCCCCUAAUGAAGUACAGAGCCUCACCUUCAGCCUGAAGCGACAGAAAGAGCAGUUUACAUGUAAAAGAAUGCUACAGUAACGAGUAUCUACUUAGCUGGGUUACUUGAGGUGACAAAGAAACAGCAGGUAAUAAUUUGGUUCAGCCUGUUGUCCAAACAUGCUAAUAGCUAUUGUUCUGUUUUGUUGGUAAUGAAAAAGUACACAGUUCUCAUUAUUUUAGUUUCAUAACUGCAGCAAAAACAGGCUGUUACUGUGAUGGAAAGCAAAAAUAUCUGAUAGUGUUGGUUAGACUAGCAUACAUUUCAUAGGCUGUGUCACAUUCAUUGUAAGGUCCAAAUAGGUUUUGAUACUUUUGCAAUUUUGGGUAAAAAAACGAAUCCCUAAAAACAUCCUAGAUAGGAAAUGAUAAAGGAAGUCUUGAUGAACAAAGUCCCUCAUAGUUCCUGAAUUUUUCCCCACCAAGUUUGUGUGACCCUUGUUGUUUGUAAAAAAGCAGACAUAACAAUCACAACAGAUUUUAUUUUGUGAAAAGUAAAUCAUUCAUUGUGUGGUUAUAAUUUAUUCACAACAUACACUACUGUGCAAUAAUCUCGAGUCUCCCCAUCCUUUCAUUAUAUGUUGCUUCCCCUCCCCAUUCAAGAGAAGGUCUUGAACAACAGUUCUCCAGGUUUUCAGAAGGUCUUUCAAAGUUUUUCUUUGGACAUUGG
Molecule: messenger RNA, 4322 nt
Organism: Pundamilia nyererei
Lineage: Eukaryota; Metazoa; Chordata; Actinopteri; Cichliformes; Cichlidae
Product: solute carrier family 41 member 1-like
Exons: 10
Coding region: 1046-2401 (451 amino acids)
Biological process (GO): monoatomic cation transport
Cellular component (GO): plasma membrane
Molecular function (GO): monoatomic cation transmembrane transporter activity
Source: RefSeq, a predicted model, not a curated record